UUUCCACGACAACGCAGCAAACGAUCGACUCUGGGGGAUCUCGUGCAAAGCUUUCCAGGCGACCAAGGCCUGUUUCUGGUCAGAUCAAGUCAACGACUUCCAGGGACAGAUGAACUUCAACUGUCCAGACAACAAAGUGAUUGCAGGGGUCUACAGUGUCUACAGGAGUUUAUCCACAGACCGACAGUGGAAGUUCCUGUGCUGCAGUGCACCUGACGUUUCCUUGUUCAACUGCAAAGAUGAACCAGUGAUCAACUACUGGGACGAAUACUUCAGCUGGAAAGUGGCCAGCAACAAUUACCUCACAGGAGUGAAAAGCUCUUUUGACACUCACACAAAGGAUCGUCGAUGGAGUUUCUCGUACUGUCAGAGGAAGGUUCAGUGAAGCUGCUUCUCAAGAGACAAGUGACUGAUGAGUGUG
Messenger RNA from Paralichthys olivaceus (Japanese flounder), 421 nucleotides. The record is from RefSeq and is a predicted model, not a curated record. NCBI's taxonomy places the organism in Eukaryota, Metazoa, Chordata, Actinopteri, Pleuronectiformes, Paralichthyidae.